UCUCCUCUCGAGCCGUGUGCCUGCGUACAGACGGACCUACCGACCGCGUAAACACGCUUUUAUCUCUCAAUAGACGGACAAUAAGGACACAGAUGUCUCCACGAUUCACUUUAGGAGCGUUUCCGCACUGAACUGAAUUAUCGGGACAUUCAUCACGCCUUCGUUUUCUCACCAUUUUAAAUUUACAAAAAUGACAUUGGCGUGGAAUUGUGGUGGACGGUUUUACUUGAAAGUGUGGACGUGCUUUUUCAGCCUUGCAGUGCUCAGGACUCUAUCUAUACCUGCUAAUGAAGUGAACUUACUGGACUCUCGCUCUGUCAUGGGGGACCUUGGUUGGAUAGCCUACCCAGAGAAUGGGUGGGAGGAGAUAGGUGAGGUAGAUGAGAACUAUGCUCCGAUCCACACGUACCAGGUGUGUAAAGUGAUGGAACACAACCAGAACAAUUGGCUCCAGACCAACCUCAUCCUCAACGAGGGGGCUCAGAGGGUGUUCGUGGAGCUACAGUUCACGCUGAGGGACUGUAACAGCCUCCCGGGUGGCGUGGGUACCUGCAAGGAGACCUUCAACAUGUACUACUAUGAGUCUAACGAUGAGGAGGGGAGGAACCUCAGGGAGAGCCAGUACUCUAAGGUAGACACCAUCGCUGCUGACGAGAGCUUUACGGAGUUAGACCUGGGAGACAGAGUGAUGAAGCUGAAUACAGAGGUUAGGGAUCUGGGACCGUUGACGAAGAAGGGGUUCUACCUGGCGUUUCAAGACCUGGGAGCCUGUAUAGCGCUGGUUUCUGUCAGGGUGUUCUAUAAGAAGUGUCCCUUCAUAGUGAGGAACCUAGCUCAGUUCCAGGACACUAUUACAGGUUCGGACUCCUCCCAGCUGCUGGAGGUGGCAGGAAACUGUGUCAACAACUCGGUGGCGGAGGACGUACCUCGGAUGCACUGCAGCGCAGAGGGGGAGUGGCUAGUGCCCAUCGGGAAGUGUGUGUGCCAGGCGGGGUUUGAGGAAGUGAAUGACAGUUGUCAAGUCUGCAGAGCGGGAUUCUUCCGAUCGGUACUGCAGACCCCUGCCUGCAGUAAAUGUCCUCCUCACAGCUUCACCAGAGUCCAGGGUUCCGUAGGUUGUACCUGUGAGGAAGGAUACUAUAGGAGAGACAGUGACCCGCCCAACAUGGCCUGUACACGUACGUACUACACCUCACUAUGCCUCACCAUUCAUUACAUACUAUGCUGCUACAUACGAUCUACAUACCGUAAAACUUCUCAAAUAUCUGCAUUCAGCUAUAACAGUCACUAUGAGGAGUGUGAGAGCACGGUGCGGUUCCUGCCCCAUCGCAACAGUCUCAGGAACAACUCUGUGAUGGUGGCAGACCUUCUGGCUCACACGAACUACACGUUCGAGGAGGCCGUCAACGGAGUGUCUGAGCUCACCAACCCCCGGACGACAGUUUGUCUUCCUGGAAUCACCACCAACUCCCAGGAGACCAGGCAGUCCAGAGCUUCAGACGACAGUUUCCAGUCCAGAGCUUCAGGCGACGGUCCACAGUCCGGAACCUCCAACGACGGUCCCCAGUCAGAGGCCUCCAGCGACGAGCUGCAGUCUAGAGUCUUCAGCCACAGAAGCUUUGCUGGUCCAAUCAGAGGGCUGACCCCGUCUCCUGUGAGUGUGGUUCGGAAAGGGAAUUCUGGGAAGAACAGUAUCUCUGUGUCGUGGCAGGAGCCAGAUAGACCCAACGGGAUAAUCCUGGAGUACGAGAUCAAAUACUUUGAGAAGGACCAGGAAACCAGCUACACCAUCAUCAAGUGCAAGGAAACAGAAAUCGUAGCUGACGGGCUGAAGCCAUCAUCAUUCUACAUAUUCCAGAUCAGAGCCAGAACAUCAGCCGGGUACGGAGGAUUCAGCCGACGCUUCGAGUUUGAGACCAGCCCCUACUUAGCUGCAUCCAGUGACCGGUCUCAGUUCCCCAUCGUCGCUGUGGCCAUCACUGUAGGGGUUAUUCUACUGGCCCUGGUGACGGGCUUACUGCUUAGUGGAAGGCGGUGUGGCUACAGCAAGGCCAAGCAGGAACCUGAUGAAGAGAAGAUACACUUCCACAACGGCCACAUUAUGUACCCGGGGGUGCGUACGUAUAUAGACCCCCACACCUACGAGGACCCCAACCAGGCCGUCCAUGAGUUCGCCAAGGAGAUCGAUGUUUCCUGCAUCACCAUUGAGAGAGUCAUUGGAGCUGGUGAGUUCGGGGAGGUGUGCAGCGGACCCCUCCGUCUGCCUGGUAAGGAGUUCCCAGUAGCCAUUAAGACCCUGAAGGCAGGUUACACAGAACGACAACGGCGGGACUUCCUAGGGGAGGCGUCCAUCAUGGGACAGUUUGAUCAUCCAAACAUCAUCCAUCUGGAAGGCGUGGUCACCAAGACAAAACCUGUGAUGAUCAUCACCGAGUACAUGGAGAAUGGAUCACUAGACACCUUCCUCAAGAAGAACGAUGGCCAGUUCACAGUGAUCCAGCUGGUUGGUAUGCUGCGUGGUAUGGCGUCAGGCAUGCGCUACCUGUGUGACAUUGGAUAUGUGCACCGGGACCUGGCGGCGCGUAACAUCCUGGUCAACAGCAACCUGGUGUGUAAGGUGUCUGACUUUGGCCUGUCCAGAGUCCUGGAGGAUGAUGCCGAGGCUGCAUAUACGACCAGGCUCUCCCUCCAGGUUAUUAAGGCAGUUGAGGAGAGCUACCGUCUUCCUGGCCCUAUGGACUGUCCUGUAGUUCUGUACCACCUGAUGAUGGCCUGCUGGCAGAAGGACAGGAACAGCAGACCCAAGUUUGAGGAGAUCGUCUGUCUGCUCGACAAACUGAUACGCAACCCCAGCAGUCUCAAAGCCCUGGUGAACUCAUCACACAGGGUGUCUAAUCUAGUGGAGCCUGGCAGUGUGGACUCGGAGGGCAGCGUGUCUGCGUCAGUAGCCCUGAUGGAGGCCAGUGGGUACCAGUCUAUAGAGGAGUGGCUGAAGGGGAUCAAGAUGGGUCGCUACGUGGAGCUUUUCGUGGACAGUGGAUACACCUCAGUGGAAGUGGUCUCCCACAUGACCCUGGAUGACCUGAGGAGGGUUGGAGUGAAUCUGGCUGGACAUCAGAAGAAGAUAAUCAACAGCAUCCAGGAGAUGAGAGUUAGCCUGGUGAAUAAUACUAUACCCAUCUGACCUCUAACCCCUUACCCUACAGCCAGAUGAACGGUAUGGGCACUGCAGUACCAAUCUGACCUUUGAACCUAGGGUCAGCCAUGAUGAACUUUACAGGACCAAUCUGACCACUGAUAGAGGCCAGAUGUAUGACCUUUACAGGACCAAUCUGACCCUACUCCCACCAGGCAGAUAGAUAGACCUAUGGAUCUAGUGGUCUAGAACUUUCUAUGAACAUAUGAACAUGAUGUAUUUAUUGACGGAAACAAACUGAAACACAACGUGAUGUGACUUGAUGAACUGAGGAACACUGAAGAGCGCUUGGUGUUGAACAGUUGUGUCUUUGUGACCUGAACCCCUCUACUGGGUGGAGUGAGAGGAGCAGACUCUGUGUAGUUAAGUACUCUCAGGGAUGGAAGUCACUGGCCAGCCGGGCAAGUAAACAGUGAAUUAUACAAGCCCGGGUAAAAUUCAGUUCCAAAAUCUGUGCCAUGUUUUACAAGACCAUCUUGUUUGGCACAUUUUCUCCUAGUCCAGUCUGAAGAGCGCUAGCUGAGUACUCUUCCUGGAUGGGACUCAGACAUGGGAGUCAGUCUCUUGGCUGAAUGUAUGGCACUUCAGAAACCCCAGCAGCUACACACACAGCCUCUAGGCAGCCAACCCACAUUACUUCAACAUCAUCAACAGUAAUACAGAGGAUCACUUUCAGCACCUCUACGGAACCCACAGAUAUCCUACUGAACCCACAGAUAUCCUACUGAACCCACAGAUAUCCUACUGAACCCACAGAUAUCCUACUGAACCCACAGAUAUCCUACUGAACCCACGGACAUCCUACGGAACCAACAGAUGUCAUACUGAACCCACAGAUAUCCUACUGAACCCAUAUACAUCCUACUGAACCCACAGAUAUCCUACUGAACCCACAGAUAUCCUACUGAACCCAUAUACAUCCUACUGAACCCACAGAUAUCCUACUGAACCCACAGAUAUCCUACUGAACCCAUAUACAUCCUACUGAACCCAUAUACAUCCUACUGAACCCAUAUACAUCCUACUGAACCCAUAUACAUCCUACUGAACCCAUAUACAUCCUACUGAACCCAUAUACAUCCUACUGAACCCACAGAUAUCCUACGGAACCAACAGAUGUCCUACGGAACCCACAGAUAUCCUACUGAACCCAUAUACAUCCUACUGAACCCACGGACAUCCUACUGAACCCAUAUACAUCCUACUGAACCAACAGAUGUCCUACGGAACCCACAGAUAUCCUACUGAACCCACAGAUAUCCUACUGAACCCAUAUACAUCCUACUGAACCCACGGACAUCCUACGGAACCAACAGAUGUCCUACGGAACCCACAGAUAUCCUACUGAACCCACAGAUAUCCUACUGAAACCAUAUACAUCCUACUGAACCCACAGAUAUCCUACUGAACCCACAGAUAUCCUACGGAACCAACAGAUGUCCUACUGAACCCAUAUACAUCCUACUGAACCCACGGACAUCCUACUGAACCCAUAUACAUCCUACUGAACCCACGGACAUCCUACGGAACCAACAGAUGUCCUACGGAACCCACAGAUAUCCUACUGAACCCACAGAUAUCCUACUGAACCCAUAUACAUCCUACUGAACCCACGGACAUCCUACGGAACCCACAGAUAUCCUACUGAACCCACAGAUAUCCUACUGAACCCACAGAUAUCCUACUGAACCCAUAUACAUCCUACUGAACCCACGGACAUCCUACGGAACCAACAGAUGUCCUACGGAACCCACAGAUAUCCUACUGAACCCACAGAUAUCCUACUGAACCCAUAUACAUCCUACUGAACCCACAGACAUCCUACUGAACCCACAGAUAUCCUACUGAACCCAUAUACAUCCUACUGAACCCACGGACAUCCUACGGAACCAACAGAUGUCCUACGGAAACCCACAGAUGUCCUACUGAACCCACAGAUAUCCUACUGAACCCACAGAUAUCCUACUGAACCCACAGAUAUUCUACUGAACCCAUAUACAUCCUACUGAACCCACGGACAUCCUACGGAACCCACAUAUGUCCUACUGACAUCCUGCAGUAUCUACAAACAUCCUUAAGAACUUUCAGACAAACUACGGAACCAGCCGCACUCCAACAGAAAAACGUCUGUUUCAACGUCAUCAGACAGAAUUGUACAGAACUUCCAGGGUUCCAUAGCUCCACAUGCAUCCAAUAGAGAGACUGCAACAUGUUCUAUUCAUCAGAACCUUCAGACAACCAACAGAACCUCCAGGAACCUACCAGAACAUCCAUACUUCCAACAGAACUUCCAACAGAACCUUUAAAUGGAACUCUCAGCAAUCCAUACGAAUCUCCAGAACUGUCAUUCAACAGAACCUACCAAUAGAACCAAUCCAGCAGAUUCUACAACAUCUAACAGCACAUUCUAUUGAUUCUCUAGUUGGUUAUCUAUGAGACUCUCCUCUGCACAUCAAGCUUCAUCACACCCCCCUCCGUUUAUCCACUACCAUACAGAGAUCGGACUGUGUUUGUGCUACCAUACAGAGAUCGGACUGUGUUUGUGCUACCAUACAGAGAUCGGACUGUGGUUAUGCAGUAAGACAGGUUUCAUACUAAUAUGUAUUAUUUUGGUGGGGAACUCCUGAGUAUAAAGAAGCAAUAUAGACUUUUAGCUUGGUAUUAGUCAUUUAUUUGUAAAUGUUAUUCUAUACAAGCAUUUGUACGUGUGUAGUAUUUCUUCAUGACUACACAACCCUGGCCAUGACCCCACUCUCCGAUGGUGUCUCAGGGGGAGUGGGAUAUGCAAAAACACAUUUGCAAUUCACACGUGUAUAAUACACACGGGUACAUGUGUGAAACAGGACAAAUGUAAUCACCCAGCUAAUUCUUCUUCUUCGUGUUGUACAUGUUACAUACUGGGACUGGGUUAAUGUGGAGAAUAUGUACACUCUCAGAAAAAAGGGUUCUUUGGCUGUCCCCAUAAGAGAACCCUUUGAAAACCCCUUUUGUGUUCCAUGUAGAACCCUGUGUGUAAAGGGAACCACAUAGGGGUUUUCCUAUAAGGACAGCUGAAGAACCGAGAGUAUGAUUUAAUAGAUUUAGUGGUUGAACUUGAGCAUUUUACAGUCAUGUGCACAUAACUUCUGCUUAAUGAUCAAUGAUUACUCUAUCUGCGUUCAUUAUGGGAUGUAUUUUCAUUUGUAUUUAUUUAACUUGGCAAGUCAGUUAACAACAUAUACUUAUUUACAAUGACGGCCUAGGAACAGUGGGUUAACUGCCUUGUUUAGGGGUAGAACGACAGAUUUUUACCUUGUGAGCUCGGGUGAAUCGAUCUUGCAACCUUUCAGUUACUGGCCCAACCCUCGAACCACUAGGCUACCCUUCGCCCCCCGACUACCUGUCACACCCCGGCUA
Messenger RNA from Oncorhynchus keta (chum salmon), 6592 nucleotides. Its product is annotated as ephrin type-A receptor 5-like. Gene Ontology annotation, biological process: cell surface receptor protein tyrosine kinase signaling pathway; axon guidance; protein phosphorylation. Gene Ontology annotation, molecular function: transmembrane-ephrin receptor activity; ATP binding; protein binding. The record is from RefSeq and is a predicted model, not a curated record. Gene Ontology annotation, cellular component: neuron projection; plasma membrane. Lineage: Eukaryota; Metazoa; Chordata; Actinopteri; Salmoniformes; Salmonidae.